ACAAAAGCUUUGAUGAUGAAGAAUCAGUGGAUGGAAAUAGGCCAUCAUCAGCUGCUUCAGUCUUCAAGGUUCCGGCACCUAAAAAGCCAGGAAAUCCUUCAAACAGUGCAAGAAAGCCAGGAUCAGCUGGUGGGCCUAAGGUUGGAGCUGGUUCCUCUAAAGAAGGAGGAGCUGGAGCUGUGGAUGAGGAUGAUUUUAUUAAGGCAUUUACAGAUGUUCCUACUGUACAGAUCUAUUCCAGUCGAGAACUUGAAGAAACGUUGAAUAAAAUCAGGGAAAUUCUCUCUGAUGACAAACACGAUUGGGAUCAGCGAACUAAUGCGCUGAAGAAAGUUCGGUCGUUGCUUGUUGCUGGAGCUGCACAGUACGAUGGAUUUUUCCAGCAUUUACGGUUGUUGGAUGGUGCUUUCAAGCUGUCGGCCAAGGAUCUGCGAUCCCAGGUGGUUAGAGAAGCAUGCAUUACUGUAGCCCACCUUUCAACUGUUCUGGGAAACAAGUUUGAUCAUGGCGCUGAAGCUAUUGUGCCUACUCUUUUUAACCUGGUUCCCAACAGCGCCAAAGUGAUGGCAACGUCGGGGUGUGCGGCCAUUAGAUUCAUUAUUCGGCAUACUCACGUGCCACGACUCAUACCAUUGAUAACAAGCAACUGUACCUCAAAAUCAGUUGCAGUUAGAAGGCGCUCUUUUGAAUUUUUAGACCUGUUGUUACAAGAGUGGCAAACACAUUCAUUGGAAAGGCAUGCUGCUGUCUUGGUUGAAACCAUCAAGAAGGGCAUCCAUGAUGCUGAUGCAGAAGCAAGAGUGGAGGCAAGAAAGGCUUAUCUGGGUCUUAGAAAUCACUUUCCUAGUGAAGCUGAGACUCUCUACAAUUCUCUGGAGCCACCCUAUCAAAGAAGCCUUCAGACCUACUUGAAGAAUUCUGGCAGUAUAGCAUCUCUCCCUCAGUCAGACAGGUCAUCCUCCAGCUCACAGGAGAGCCUCAAUCGACCUCUGUCUUCUAAAUGGUCUGCAGCCAGCCCAGGAAGUUUUGCAGGCAGAGUUUCAGGUGGCAGCAAGAGUGUUCCGAGUCCAGGGACGCUGCAGAGGUCCCGAAGUGACAUUGAUGUCAACGCCGCGGCGGGCGAUACUUCUGACAAGAUGGAUGGAACAGCUUCUGAAGAUGGUCGUGUACGAACAAAGCUUUCAACCCCUUCUCUUGGUUUUGGAAGUUCUAAAACAGAUUCCAGAGGACGGAGUAGAACCAAAGUGGUGUCACAAUCUCAGCCUGGCAGUAGAUCUGGGUCUCCUGGAAGAGUUUUGACAACAACCACACUUUCCACCAUGAACACAGGAGUUCAGAGAGUGUUAGUAAAUCCUGCAGCUGCACAAAAACGAAGCAAAAUCCCACGGAGUCAGGGAUGCAGUAGAGAAGCUAGCCCUUCUAGGCUGUCAGUAGCACGAGGCAGCCGCAUUCCUCGGCCUAGUGUGAGUCAGGGGUGCAGUCGGGAGGCCAGCCGUGAAAGUAGCAGGGACACGAGCCCUGUCCGCUCUUUCCAGCCCCUAGGUGCUGGCUUUGGAAUUAGUCAGUCGAGUAGAUUGUCGUCAUCAGUUAGUGCUAUGCGAGUUCUGAACACAGGUUCUGAUGUGGAAGAGGCAGUAGCAGAUGCUUUGCUCUUAGGAGACAUACGGACUAAGAAGAAGCCUGUGCGAAGGAGAUAUGAGUCCUAUGGGAUGUACUCAGAUGAUGAUGCCAACAGUGAUGCAUCAAGUGCCUGCUCAGAAAGGUCCUAUAGCUCCAGGAAUGGAAGCAUCCCAACAUACAUGAGACAGACCGAAGAUGUGGCUGAAGUCCUAAAUCGCUGUGCCAGCACCAACUGGUCAGAGAGAAAAGAAGGCCUUCUAGGCCUGCAAAACUUACUGAAGAACCAGAGAACAUUAAGUCGUGUUGAGUUGAAAAGGUUGUGUGAAAUCUUCACAAGAAUGUUUGCUGAUCCUCACAGUAAGAGAGUGUUCAGUAUGUUUUUGGAGACACUGGUGGACUUCAUCCAGGUCCAUAAAGAAGAUUUGCAGGACUGGCUGUUUGUGCUACUGACACAGCUGUUGAAAAAAAUGGGUGCUGAUUUGCUUGGAUCUGUACAAGCAAAAGUACAGAAGGCACUUGAUGUCACAAGGGAAUCUUUUCCAAAUGACCUCCAGUUCAGUAUUUUAAUGCGAUUUACUGUUGACCAGACCCAAACACCUAGCCUGAAGGUCAAAGUUGCAAUCCUAAAAUACAUAGAAACUCUUGCGCAGCAAAUGGAUCCAGGAGAUUUUGUAAAUUCAAGUGAAACUAGAUUAGCAGUGUCUCGAAUCAUCACCUGGACCACAGAACCUAAAAGCUCAGAUGUUAGGAAGGCUGCACAGUCAGUGCUGAUUUCCCUUUUUGAACUCAAUACUCCAGAGUUUACAAUGCUGUUGGGUGCUUUACCAAAAACAUUUCAGGAUGGAGCCACAAAGCUUCUCCAUAAUCAUCUCCGGAAUACAGGCAACAGUGGUCAGGGAUCAAUGGGAAGUCCUUUAACAAGACCUACUCCACGCUCCCCAGCAAGUUGGUCAAGUCCACUCACUUCUCCAACUAAUACAUCGCAGAACACGUUGUCACCAAGUGCAUUUGACUAUGACACUGAAAAUAUGAAUUCUGAAGAUAUUUACAGCUCUCUUCGUGGAGUCACUGAAGCCAUUCAGAAUUUCAGUUUUCGUAGUCAGGAGGACAUGAAUGAGCCUGUGAAACGAGAUUCAAAAAAAGACGAUGGUGAUUCGAUCUGCAGUGCUUCUGGAAUAGUAGAUAUCCGAGCAGGAAGUGGUGUGGGUGACACAGGCCGAACAGCUCUGGAUAACAAAACAUCAUUACUCAACACAAUGCCUCCCCACUCCUCACCACGGUCACGAGAUUAUAACCCAUACAAUUAUUCUGAUGGUAUCAGUUCAUUUAAUAAAUCAGCUUUGAAAGAAGCCAUGUUUGAUGAUGAUGCAGAGCAAUUUCCUGAUGAGCCUCCCAUGGACCACUCCGAUCUGGUUGCAGAGUUACUGAAAGAGUUAUCAAACCAUAAUGAGAGAGUGGAGGAAAGAAAGGCUGCCCUGUACGAGCUCAUGAAGUUAACUCAGGAAGAGGCUUUUGGUGUUUGGGAUGAGCACUUCAAAACAAUACUACUUCUGCUGCUUGAAACACUUGGAGAUAAAGAGCAUGCAAUUAGAGCUUUGGCACUGAAAGUUCUAAGAGAAAUUCUAAGAAACCAGCCAGCAAGGUUUAAGAAUUAUGCAGAGCUCACCAUCAUGAAGACAUUAGAAGCGCAUAAGGAUCCUCAUAAGGAGGUGGUGAGAUCUGCUGAAGAAGCUGCUUCCAUGCUGGCCACUUCCAUUAGCCCAGAUCAGUGCAUCAAAGUUCUCUGUCCAAUUAUCCAAACUGCAGAUUACCCCAUUAAUCUGGCUGCAAUCAAAAUGCAGACAAAAGUUAUAGAAAGAGUAUCUAAAGAAACCCUUACUCAGCUUUUACCAGAGAUUGUGCCAGGUCUAAUACAGGGUUAUGAUAAUUCAGAGAGCAGCGUUCGUAAGGCAUGUGUUUUCUGCCUUGUGGCCAUUCAUGCAGUAAUUGGUGAUGAACUGAAACCACAUCUCAGUCAACUCACUGGCAGUAAAAUGAAAUUAUUGAACCUUUACAUCAAACGUGCACAAACAGGCUCUGGAGCAGGGGAUACAGGAGCAGAUAUGUCUGGACAAAGCUAAUGAACCUGACAAGAGUUAACCAGGUCUCCUAAAGCAAGGGCAAGGCCCUCUUCAGUGAAAGGAAGAUUCUUACAUACAGUUUCUGGAACUUUUCUCUUGGGUUUUUUUCCCCUUUCUUUUGUUGUUGUUUUUUAUUUUAUUUUUAAUUUUGUUUGGGGUUUUGUUCUUUUUUUUUCUUUAACCAACGGCUGUCCUCAGCCUGCAUGUGACUGUUGCAGUAGAAUUAUUCCAAAUCCAAGGAAAAACAGUAUUAACAUCAGUUGAUCAAAGCAGAAUAAAAUCUAAAAAUUAUC
Messenger RNA from Acanthisitta chloris (rifleman), 4033 nucleotides. RefSeq names its product cytoplasmic linker associated protein 2 (gene CLASP2). The transcript is spliced from 34 exons. The annotation marks the transcript as partial. Gene Ontology annotation, cellular component: spindle microtubule; mitotic spindle; cytoplasmic microtubule. Gene Ontology annotation, biological process: mitotic spindle assembly. Gene Ontology annotation, molecular function: microtubule binding. The record is from RefSeq and is a predicted model, not a curated record. Lineage: Eukaryota; Metazoa; Chordata; Aves; Passeriformes; Acanthisittidae.